AUGAACCGAAUUUAUUUUACAGUCUUGCUGGUUUUGAUUUUUUGUCAAAACGUCCGUGGCGCAUCUUCUCCGGCUGCCUAUUCAACGGCUUUAGAAUCUAGCCUAAGGACGGAACUGUUCUCAGGUUACGAGAGACUACAGAGACCUUCCAAAAAUGUCCCAGUGCACGUGACCUUUAUUGUCCUCACUGUUAACGAUCUGGACAUAAAAGACCAGUUCAUGUCUAUAACAGGCUAUUUUGAAUUGAAAUGGGAAGAUCAGCGACUUGCUUGGGACGAUACCACCUCCACAUCACAAGAUUAUUCGUCCGUGGAAUUUCUCUUUUCAACUGAGGAAUACGUCUGGAGGCCUUCCCUCGUAGUUGACAACACAAUCGACGACUUUUCUAUCAUCAACGAUAAACACAACCCAAUGCGAAUUAUAUCUGCUGGUUAUGUGUCAUGGAAUCCUGCUGGGAUAUAUACAAUCGCCUGUUCGUCUGACAUCACCUACUACCCAUUAGAUAUUCAAUCUUGUACACUCUCUUUGAGUUCAUGGGCUUACACAAGUUCUGAAAUCAGUCUCGUGAUCGACACCAUACUACCAAUUGAUUUCUCCUACUACUCAGAAAAUGGAGAAUGGGAGAUGGUCACGUCGUCGGCUUCUUCAGGUAUUGCCAUGCAACGGGGCGAUUAUUCAUUUUCCAAAGUGGAAUUCACACUAACAAUGCGGAGACGACCCCUCUUCCAUGUGUUGAACACGCUUUUCCCUGUUGCAAUGAUGUCUGUGCUUAGUGCUUUGGUGUUCAAACUUCCAGCUGACUCUGGAGAGAAGAUGGGAUUUUCCUUGACUGUCCUUCUGGCGUAUGCCGUUUAUCUGACGCUCAUUUCCGACAAUAUACCGAGUACUUCUUUAACGGCUUGCUACCUAUCUAUCUACCUUGCCAUGAUUCUGGUUUUCGGGACUAUGGCGGUUAUGUGCUCCAUUCUCGUUCUUAACGUUUACUUUCGCCCAGAAGAAAUGGAAAUCCCUAAAGCAUGGAGGUUGGCUACUAAAAUAAUGGCGGUUAUAGUGAGGUGGGAACAGCCUUGUAUUCCCAAGUGUUGUAAAACCAAACAUAACCGGAGUGAAGAGAAAGGAAACAAAGUUGGAUCCUUGCCAUCGCAGAAAGUCCCUAUUUCUACUGAUAAUGAUAUCACAACAAAUCAACAAGAAAUGGAUAUAGACGAUGUCGGAAAGGACUGUUUUGAAAUUAGCUGGAAGAUCAUAAGCUGCAUUCUGGAUAAUUUUUUCUUUAUUCUCUUCAUUUUUGCGAUUGCUAUUUCUACCAUAGUGUUCUUCAGUCUCAUAUUCUCAAACUUUAACACAGAGUGA
Molecule: messenger RNA, 1353 nt
Organism: Ylistrum balloti
Lineage: Eukaryota; Metazoa; Mollusca; Bivalvia; Pectinida; Pectinidae
Product: neuronal acetylcholine receptor subunit beta-3-like
Exons: 6
Coding region: 1-1353 (450 amino acids)
Biological process (GO): regulation of membrane potential; chemical synaptic transmission; nervous system process
Cellular component (GO): neuron projection; synapse; membrane
Molecular function (GO): neurotransmitter receptor activity; transmembrane signaling receptor activity; extracellular ligand-gated monoatomic ion channel activity
Source: RefSeq, a predicted model, not a curated record